UGUGUGUCCCAGAUGCCCAUGGACGAAUUUUGGAUCUCUCUUCUCACCACAUUCCUUCUUCUCCACCAAACCACGAGUGCCACCAACACUGAGGAGGUGUUCGGGACCGUGGGCGGGUCCGUGACCUUCCGCAUCCAGGACACGUCAGGUGGAAAUGUAGCAGCCUGGAAUUUUGAGGAUAUACACAUAGUGACGGCAUCAUUUGAGGAUCCUCCUCAAGCCUUAUUUUCAAAACAAACAUUCAAAAAGCGUUUUGCUGUCUCCGAGAAGGGUCGUGCGCUCAGCAUCUCCCAUCUGACACUGCAGGAUGCCGGGACCUACUCUGUAACCUUUGACGGGAAAAAAAGAUUCACUUUCAUCCUCCACGUGUAUAGGGAGCUGGCAGAGCCCACGGUGACCUGCGAGGGCCAGAACUGCUCCUCAGAUGGGAGCUGCCGCUUCUCCCUGCGCUGCUCCGUGUCUGGCACCGACCUCGGGAACGUUUCCUACACCUGGAGAAUGGGAGAUCGGCUGUGGAACGAGGGUCCUGUGCUGCUGUGGGUGGAUAAACCUGACCUGGAGGGACUGGGGCCACCGACGUGCGCGGCACAGAACCCUGUGAGCAGCAGGAGCGUCACCGUCAGCAGCCCUGACCUGCUCUGCACUGGUUCCUUCUCCAGCAGCGGGAUCACAAUUGGGUUCAUAACCGCGAUUGGAAUCAAGGCACUUUUAUUGGUUCUCCUGCCGUUCCUCCAUAAAUCCAAAGGUGAGCAUGGAAAACCAUCCCUGGAGCCCUGUUGGUGUUUCCAUCACUGCCUCUGGUAGCCACUGUCCGUUGGGCAGGCGUGUUCAGGUGGACACUGAUCCCGAUCUCUGGGUCGCAAUUACCGCGAAAUUUUG
This is a messenger RNA of Catharus ustulatus (Swainson's thrush), 879 nucleotides long. Its product is annotated as T-lymphocyte surface antigen Ly-9-like. The coding region runs from base 13 to 804 and encodes 263 amino acids. Gene Ontology annotation, cellular component: external side of plasma membrane. Lineage: Eukaryota; Metazoa; Chordata; Aves; Passeriformes; Turdidae. Gene Ontology annotation, biological process: T cell activation. The record is from RefSeq and is a predicted model, not a curated record. The transcript is spliced from 4 exons.